AUUUAGCAAAAGGCGUGUUUGGGUUCCUCGUUACCUGGGUCAGGUGAGAGUGGGCUUUGGGGAUGAGAUAUAAAGGUUUGCAGAGAAGAGUCGUGUUUGUUGCUGGAUUUCUUGAAGAAGCAAAAUGGGGUUUGGGGCGAACUUGGCUGUCGUCUUGCUCUGCUGGGGGGUUGCUGCUUAUGACCCCUGGCAGUUUGCUCUGAGGAACUCAAUUUGGAGAACUGUCAGGACUGUGCCCCCUGCCCCCUCCUGGCCCGAGUCCUCUCCCUGGGCUUGGGUUGAUGCUUCCCAGGUGAGGGCCUUGUCCUACUUGGCCCCUGUGGCUGUGCAGUGUGGAGAAGCCCAAGUGGUAGUAACAGUGAACAGGGACCUGUUUGGGACUGGAAGGCUCAUCCAGGCAACGGACCUCAGCCUGGGCUCCUCGGGCUGCCAGUUCACCUCCUAUGAUGCUGCCAAGGAUGUGGUGAUCUUUGAUGUUGGGCUCCAUCAGUGUGGCAGCAUCCUGCAGAUGACUCCAGAAUCCCUGGUCUACAGCAUAAGCUUACACUAUAAGCCUACUCCCAGCGCCAAUGCAGUUGUCAUACGAACCAGCUCAGCCGAAGUCCCUAUUGAAUGUCACUAUCCAAGGAGAAGCAACGUCAGCAGCGAUGCCAUCAAGCCAACUUGGGCUCCCUUCAGCUCGACCAUUUCCGCAGAACACAGGCUGAGCUUCUCCUUGCGCUUAAUGAACGAUGACUGGAGCGCUGAGAGAGCUUCCGGCACGUAUCAGCUGGGAGACGUGAUGUACAUCCAGGCUGAAGUAAACACAAAGAACCACCUUCCUCUGAGGCUGUUUGUCAACCACUGUGUCGCCACGCUGAGCCCAAGCAGGGAUGCUCCUCCCCGAUAUCCCAUCAUUGACCACAAUGGCUGCCUUGUUGAUGGGAGGUCAGAUUCCAGCUCAGCCUUUGUGUCUCCAAGGCUCAGGGAGGAUUUGCUCCAGUUCACAGUGGACGUUUUCAGAUUUACAGGACAUCCUCAAGAGCUGAUGUACAUCACUUGCCACCUGAAAGUGACUGCAGCCAGUCAGGCCCCUGAUCUUGAAAACAAAGCUUGCUCCUUCAACCAAGCUAAUAACAUGUGGAUUCCAGUUGAGGGUACCCAGGGCAUCUGCACCUGCUGUGAGACUGGGAACUGUGGUGUCACUGGAGGGCAGCCAAGGAGGGUCAACCCCUGGGAUAGGUGGGCAAGAGGAAGGAGAUCUGGCAGAGAUGCAUCCACGAAGCAUGGUGCGUUCCAUCCAUGUUGGCAAGGGAGCCAAUCUGUUCUGUGCAGGGGUCUCCAAAUGAGAGGGGUGAGGGUGACCUACUGAUGGGUAAGUUUAACCUUGCUCAAAAUGCAGGUCAACUGGCGAAGGACCUGGAGACUGACGUGAUGAUCGGCCCCAUUUUCG
Zootoca vivipara (common lizard) is the source of this 1432-nucleotide messenger RNA. The record is from RefSeq and is a predicted model, not a curated record. NCBI's taxonomy places the organism in Eukaryota, Metazoa, Chordata, Lepidosauria, Squamata, Lacertidae.